GAAAAACACGUUAAACAAAUGAAAUUGCAGGCGGCCGGUAGAAUUUCUUAGCAACGAAAAAACAAUUCCGAUUUGUAGAAAUUUUCUGGCACAAUUUUAAAAUAAAUCGCUCGCUGGAAAAAUAUUUGUGAAAAAUGGCAGAUGGCGAUAAGAUUGAAGUGCGUGAUAUAACACGUAUUGAACGCAUUGGCGCGCACUCGCAUAUACGCGGUCUGGGUCUGGACGAUGUGCUGGAAGCGCGUGCUGUAUCACAAGGCAUGGUGGGUCAGAAGGAUGCUCGCCGCGCUGCCGGUGUUGUAGUGCAAAUGGUGCGUGAAGGUAAAAUCGCUGGACGUUGCAUAUUGCUCGCUGGUGAGCCAAGUACUGGUAAGACAGCAAUUGCAGUAGGUAUGGCACAAGCGCUCGGAACAGAGACACCAUUCACCAGCAUGUCUGGUUCGGAAAUAUACUCGCUGGAGAUGAGCAAAACAGAAGCACUCUCGCAGGCGCUGCGCAAGAGCAUUGGUGUGCGCAUUAAAGAGGAGACUGAGAUUAUUGAGGGUGAGGUAGUUGAAAUCCAAAUUGAUCGGCCAGCAACUGGCACGGGUCAAAAGAUUGGAAAGGUUACUUUGAAAACCACAGAAAUGGAGACAAACUACGAUUUGGGCAAUAAGAUUAUCGAAUGUUUUAUGAAGGAGAAAAUUCAAGCAGGCGAUGUUAUAACAAUCGAUAAAGCUUCGGGCAAGGUAACCAAAUUGGGUCGUAGUUUUACACGAGCACGCGAUUAUGAUGCCACCGGGGCACAAACGCGCUUCGUACAGUGCCCUGAAGGUGAACUACAGAAGCGCAAGGAAGUCGUGCAUACCGUGACUCUACAUGAGAUCGAUGUCAUCAACAGUCGUACACAUGGCUUCCUCGCACUAUUCUCAGGUGACACAGGAGAAAUCAAGCAAGAAAUACGCGAUCAAAUAAACAAUAAAGUGCUCGAGUGGCGGGAAGAGGGCAAAGCUGAAAUAAAUCCAGGUGUACUCUUCAUCGAUGAAGUACACAUGCUGGAUAUCGAGUGCUUCUCCUAUCUCAAUCGUGCGCUCGAAUCCGACAUGGCACCCGUAGUUGUGAUGGCCACCAAUCGCGGUAUCACGCGCAUACGCGGCACCAACUAUCGCAGCCCACAUGGCAUACCGAUCGAUUUAUUAGAUCGUAUGAUUAUCAUACGUACAGUACCCUAUUCGGAGAAGGAAGUUAAAGAAAUAUUAAAAAUUCGUUGCGAAGAAGAAGAUUGUCUCAUGCAUCCGGAUGCGUUGACCAUUUUAACGCGCAUUGCCACUGACACUAGUCUACGUUAUGCGAUACAAUUGAUUACCACAGCGAAUUUAGUGUGCCGACGACGCAAAGCCACAGAGGUAACCACUGAGGACGUGAAGAAAGUUUACUCAUUGUUCUUGGAUGAGAAUCGCUCGAGUCAAAUAUUGAAGGAGUAUCAAGAUGAAUAUAUGUUUAAUGAGAUACAGGAUACUAACGAGUGUGAAGUUGUGACAAAACGAGAAGACGCUGUUGGUGGUGAUGAUCAACCAAUGGAACACUAAAUUAUAGUGAGAGAAAGAUGGGAAUUUUAAUGAAGUCUACUUGCAUACAUUCGAGCACACUUCAACUUUGAGUUAAAUUUAAAAAAA
This is a messenger RNA of Rhagoletis pomonella (apple maggot), 1652 nucleotides long. RefSeq names its product ruvB-like helicase 2 (gene rept). NCBI's taxonomy places the organism in Eukaryota, Metazoa, Arthropoda, Insecta, Diptera, Tephritidae. The record is from RefSeq and is a predicted model, not a curated record. Gene Ontology annotation, cellular component: NuA4 histone acetyltransferase complex; Ino80 complex; Swr1 complex. The transcript is spliced from 2 exons. Gene Ontology annotation, molecular function: ATP binding; ATP hydrolysis activity; DNA helicase activity. Gene Ontology annotation, biological process: regulation of transcription by RNA polymerase II; chromatin remodeling; box C/D snoRNP assembly. The coding region runs from base 135 to 1565 and encodes 476 amino acids.